Molecule: messenger RNA, 7551 nt
Organism: Ictalurus furcatus (blue catfish)
Lineage: Eukaryota; Metazoa; Chordata; Actinopteri; Siluriformes; Ictaluridae
Gene: jade3
Product: jade family PHD finger 3
Exons: 12
Coding region: 1551-3884 (777 amino acids)
Biological process (GO): regulation of transcription by RNA polymerase II
Cellular component (GO): histone acetyltransferase complex
Source: RefSeq, a predicted model, not a curated record
UGUUCAAGCAUGACUUCCUGUUUCACAAGGAUAUAAAUAUGAGGUGACACAUAGGUCAAAUUCCCUUAGUCAUUCAUAACAACGGGUAAGAGCGAGGAAUGUAGCUGUGAUGUGCGGCAAAAGGUUGUUGAGCUUCACACAAUGGGGCGUGUCUAUAAGAAAAUAGCACAAGCAUUGAAAACGCCCAUUUCCACCAUCAGGGCAAUGAUUAAGAAGUUCCAGUCGACUGGAAAUGUUAUGAAUCGACCUGGAAUUGGACGUGUGUCUAUAUCGUCUCAACGCACUGUGAAGAGGACGGUUCGAGUGGAUAAAAAUCUCCAAGGAUCACAGCUGGAGAACUGCAGAAGUUAGUUGUGUCUUGGGGUCAGAAAGUCUUCAAAACUACAAUCUGAAGUCACCUCCAUCACCACAAGCUGUUUGGAAGGGUUUCAAGAAAAAAGCCUCUACUCUCAUCCAAAAACAAACUCGAGCGUCUUCAGUUUGCAGACACGACUGGAACUUCAAAUGGGAUCGGGUUCUAUGGUCAGAUGAAACCAGAAUAGAGCUUUUUGGUAAAAAACACCAGAGGUGGUUUUGGAGAACACAGAGAGGUAGCCAUAUGGAAAAGUACCUCAUGUCCACGGUUAAAUAUGGAGGUGGAUCUUUAAUGUUUUGGGGCUGUUUAGGAUACAUGGCAUCAUGGACUCCAUCAAAUAUCAACAGAUAUUAAAUGAAAACCUGAUUGCCUCUGCCAGAAAGCUUCAAAUGGGCUGUGGUUGGAUCUUCCAGCAGGACGAUGAUCCAAAACAUCAUCAAAAUCAACACAAAAAUGGUUUACUGACCACAAAAUCAAGGUCCUGCCAUGACCCUCCCAGUCCCCUGACCUGAACCCCAUAGAAAACCUGUGGGGUGAACUGAAGAGGAGAGUCCACCAGCGUGGACCUCGAAAUGUGAAGGAUCUGGAGAGAUUCUGUAUGGAGGAACGCUCUCAGAUCCCUCGCCAUGUAUUCUCCAACCUCACCAGGCGUUAUAGGAGAAGACUCAGAGCUGUUAUCUCGGCAAAGGGAGCUAGCACAAAGUAUUGACUAAAAGGGUGCCAAUAAUUCUUGCACACCUACACACACAUAUAUAAUUUGAUAAACCUGUGUUUUGUUUGACAUCCAUGAGAGCAGAGUAUUUUUGUGAUUUUUUAACAAAAGAUCAAAAGGUUCAACAAUAAAGACAAUUUUCCACAGCCUUCACAGCUCAUAUUUACAAGGGUGAUUUACCAGGCCAGCAUGGCCAUAGAAGAGGCGGAGUUUAGGACCCUGCGGCCCGGCCUGUACAAUAGGACUGUUGUGUGCUGGUGGAAAAGAGGCUGCAGCUUUUUUCGCGUGUUGACAUUGUGUAACUGAGCAAAUCUUAAUAAUUCACAUAAUUCUGGACUUCUAACGCGAGGAGGACUAUCCGAAGCUCUUACUGAGUUGAUCAGAGCUGGAUUUGGGGUGUAAGGAAUGAGAUUUGGAUGACGGACGCCGGCUGAGAGAAUACACUCGCGUGCUCCACGGCUUGAAAUUUAUGGAUACAUCAGGAUGAAACGACUCAGGACUUCAAGCAGUAGUGACAGUUCAGACAAUGAGAGUCCCUCAACGUCCUUCUCUACGAAUCAGUAUGGCAGUAAAUCCGGAACCCCCGCCUCGGCUCAGAAAAAACCAGCGGAGGUGUUCAGGAAAGACCUGAUCAGUGCGAUGAAGCUGCCCGACUCUCACCACAUCUCUCCUGACGAUUAUUACCUGCUGGCUGACACCUGGAGGCAGGAAUGGGAGAAAGGAGUGCAGGUCCUGGCUAGUCCUGAUACCAUCCCCCGUCCCUCUGUCAGGAUCAUGACGGAGAGGCCGAAGGAGAUUCUGUUCUCCAGACCGAGGAAGUACAUCCAGUGCUGGAGUCAGGACUGCACGGAGACGGGCUACGUGAACAUUAAGGAGCUGGCCGAGGCCAUGUGCAGGUACGACCUGGACGACACCGACCUGUACUGGCUACGACACCUCAACCUGGAGCUGCUGCACAUGGGGGAAGCGAUGGUGGACGAGUUGACCAUGGAGCGAACGAUGGAGGCUCUUGAAAGAAAGUGCCAUGACAACAUGAACCACGCCAUCGAGACGGAGGAAGGGCUGGGCAUCGAGUACGACGAGGACGUGAUCUGUGACGUGUGUCGCUCCCCCGACAGCGAGGAGGGCAACGACAUGGUCUUCUGUGACAAGUGCAACAUCUGUGUUCAUCAGGCUUGUUACGGCAUCGUGAAAGUUCCGGAUGGAAACUGGCUGUGCAGGACCUGUGUUCUCGGCAUCGACCCGCAGUGUAUACUCUGUCCCAAAAAGGGAGGAGCGAUGAAGGCCACGCGAGCAGGAACGAAGUGGGCGCACGUCAGCUGCGCUCUCUGGAUACCCGAGGUGAGCAUCGCAUGUCCAGAGAGGAUGGAGCCCAUCACUAAACUGUCUCACAUUCCACCCAGCCGCUGGUCUCUGAUCUGUAGCCUCUGCAAGAUCAAAACCGGGGCCUGCAUACAGUGUUCGGUGAAGAACUGCACCAUCCCUUUCCACGUCACCUGCGCCUUCGAGCACAGCCUGGAGAUGAAGACCAUCCUGGACGAAGGCGACGAGGUCAAGUUCAAAUCCUACUGCCUGAAGCACAGCAAGCCCAAAGCGGGCGAACCCGGCCUGAGCCCGGCCCGACACAAACCCCCGACGGAGACCGAGAAGGUGGGCCUGCGAGCGCAGAAGCUCCAAGAGCUCGAGGAGGAGUUCUACAAGCUGGUGCAGCCGGACGAGGUGGCGCAGGAGCUGGGGCUGCCUCUGCACCUGCUCGACUUUAUCUACCAGUACUGGAAGCUGAAGAGGAAGAGCAGCUUCAACAAAGCCCUUCUGCCGCCUAAAGAGGAGGAGGAGAACCUGCUGCGGGGGCCGCAGGAGGACAGCAUACACACGCGCAUGCGCAUGUUCAUGCACCUCCGCCAAGACCUGGAGAGGGUGAGGAACCUGUGCUACAUGGUGAGUCGGAGAGAGAAGCUGAAACUGUCUCAGAGUAAAGUCCAGGAGCAGAUCUUCAACCUUCACGUCAAGCUCAUGAACCAGGAACAAGCUGCAGAGCUGCCGGUGUCGUCGAACGUGGAGAACCUGAUCUUCCCGCCUCCUCCCCGGAUAACCAUCAAACUCAAGAUCAAAAGCAAAACCAGCACCAAGUCCGGAAACGGGCCGCUGAGCCCGGAUAACAGCGGCAACGUGUACGACGUGAGCGGCGCCGGGAUGGGGCAGGGCAAACCUCAGCUCCAGCACAGCCGGGCGCCGAGGGAGGAGCGAACCAACGGCGUCGUUCCCGUCGCCAAGCCGACCGGGAAGCCUCUGGCGCUGCACGCCGCCCUGCACGGCCACUCGGCCAAGCCCGAGCCGGACAGACCGCACCAGCAUUCGCUGAAGUCCAACGGCAUCGUGGAGAAGCCUACGGUUCAGAGAAACCCCACGCCGCCCGAACAGGCAGCGUGCGAGAAGCAUUCUGGGAAAGGUCAGCCGUUUCACAAAUCCACAAUGGAGCACUUCAGCAGAACUCUGAAAGAAGCCACAGUCAGCCUGGUACGGACUACUGCGGAUCUCUGGGGCGCCAACAAGAACGGGCAUAAAAACAAAGAGCGGACGAACUGCGGCAAAGCGCCGAGCGCCGAACGAGCACCAAAGAGCGGAAGAGGAGGAUACCAGGAGAGCGACGGGUACUGCCCCGACCUCGAGCUCAGCGAUUCUGAACCCGAAGCCAAAGGCAAGCGACAGAGAGGCGGGGGCAGAGGGUUGAGCGAGAGGACCGCGGCUGGCGGUUACGGCCGCGGAGGAACCCGAGGGAACGUCUCUUUAGGUUCCAGGACUUCCGUGCAAAGGUGAUGAGCUUGCAGGCGCGAAACAAGAACUACCAAACGAAUCUGCUGUAGGUCUGCUAACGUGAAGCGCCGUCGCCUACCACAGGAGGGGAACGGUCUCCGGUCGCGCCGGCCGACGGGUCGAAAAAGUGCCGUGGCGGAUUAUAGAAAGCGGUCUUUACGUCAUAACGGAGCUGCCUUAUAAACUACAGACUGUCUAGCCGUCUAGCAGCGUUUCUGUGUAUAUACUGCUUACGAUUUCUAGGUUGUGUACUGUAAAUAUUAGCUCGUGUGUCAGGAGUGAUGUCGAUUUCCCGCAUCCUUCGAGCAUUCUUAUGGUUAUGCAAAUGAAUAAAGGCAUAAGAACGACAGCGUUUGAGUCUGACGACGUGGAUUUGUGUCUCUCUGAUGUUCACGUUCGCGUUAGCAUGCCUGGCUGAUCCGCGUCCCUUAGCGUUCCUCUCGUUUUUAAAAUCCCCGGUGUCUUGUGAGUAACCGAAACUCGUGUUUUUGAACGUGUACAUGGUAUCGGAUGAGAGUCGAAUGAUUCGUUUUUUAAAAAAAACCAAACUAACGCUCUAUUUUUUACGUGAUCUUUUGUAUCGUGUGUUUGAGACUUUCGCCAGAAUUUAUCUGCCAACGAAAUUAAAACCGUGUUAAAACUAUAACACUGUGUGGCCACCAGGGUGCAGUGUGGGACGUGAUUUCGGCAUUAUAUUAUUGACUACCCUUACGGUUUCGAUCGUUGAGCUCGACUUCCCAAAGUAUCGCAAAGUUUAGAUCUGAGAGAGAGAGAGAGAGAGUUCAGUGUGAUGCUCACUUGAUCCUUUUCGGAAACUAGUUUAUGGGAGCUUAAAUAUAUACCGGACCAAAUCGACGUUUGUCAUAGGAAAGCUGAAAAGAGAUUAAGACUACGUGUCCACUUGCACAUUGUGAGUCAUUUCAAAGCCUUUCUCUGUCUUACCCGUGUGUCGUUCGUGAAGGAGUCGACUCCGAGUCAAAUAUGACCCAGUUUUUAUUCGUUGAUGAAGGUAACAUUUUUGCUCUUCCAGUAUAAAUUAAUUAAAGAUGCUUCCAUGGAAAUCUCUUUUCAACAUCUGAGCUGUUUCUUCGCAGGAGUGAAUUCCUCUUUAAUAACCGCUUUAUCCUGGUCAGGCUUUCAGUAAUUAUUAAAUCAAAUGAAUCUGAUUCCUUCAUCCAUCAAAACUAAGGACGAGUGCCCUUUUUUGGGUCAUGGUUAUGUUUAGAUAUUGCCCUGAAACAUGACUUGCGUCCCCCGUUUCAUGAUUUAUUCAAAAAAGUUUUUGAAAAGUUGCGAACUUCGUAUGGUAAAAUGGCAAGGAGUCAUUUUGUGAGCUGAGCCAAAUGAUUCACUGACUCACUGAAAAGAACUGGACUCCCCAGCCCAUGACUUGUGUACCCAGUGGCGUCAUUUAUUUUAAAAAAGUUCAAAAUAACGCAAAGUUUAUCUGGUUUAAAAUUUUUUAUGUUUUUUUUUUUUAAAAGAUGGUAAUGAGUCAUUUGUUAGCCAAAAGAGUCGAUUCUUAUUGGUGAGCUGAACCAAAUGAUUCACUGACUCACUAAAAAGAACUAUAGAGUUCUUAUCCCAAGAUUUGUGUCCCUUAUGCCAUUAUUUGAUCAAGAAAUGUUCAAAUUAUUACAUAACUUUGACCAGUAAAAAAAAAAAGAGCCAAGUGCGUUAUUUGUCAGCUCAAAGAGUCGACUCUUAUUGGUAAACUAAGCCAAAUGAUUUACUGACUCACUAAGAAAAACUCGAAUUCCCAUCCCACAACUUGCAUCCCUUAUGCCCUCAUUUAGUUUAUAAAACGUUCAAAAUAUCCCAGAUGUCCGGUUAAAAAAAGACGACGAGUCAUUUGUGAACCAGAAGAGUCGACUCUUAUUGGUGAUCUCAUCCAAAUGAUUCACUCGCUCACUAAAAAGAACUAUAACUCGCAUCGCUACUCUCUCCGCCCAGCUUCCUUCUCCCGGAGCCCUCGUCUGAUUGGUUCGACGCGACACGGCGGCCGCGCUCAUUUGCAUAACGUUUUGCAUGAAGAUUUGUUUCGCCAUCGUGCGCCCAUCAUGCACUGCACAAACGUGGCAGAUCUCUCCACUGCAACCGACGGGGUGCGGCACGUGAAAUCGCGAGUGGACACUUACCGUUAAACCGCCAAACCCUGAAAUGCUGCAUAACACAGAACGCAUUGCUUUGUUAUUACAAAGCAGUUACUUACUUCACUCGUAAAAUUGAGGAAGACUGCCAUGAGCUAGGAGACUAGCACGUCCUGUCUGUCGUGUAUGUACUAGACCAGUAGUCUUGCACAAAUGUGUUCUAGAGACACGCGCGAUGUUAAUCGUAUACUUGGACAAAUCACUUACACGGUGCAGUAGAACAGUAAAACGUGUAAUUCCCUGAAUAAAUGGUUUUUUUCUUUCUGAAAUAACGAACCAAUCUUACAUGCUUUUUAGAAUUUUUUUUCUGAACACGUCUCGCGAUAAGUCACAGGAGAAAUAAUCUACACGUCCAGAUUCACGCCAUCGUUGUGUACUGUGUGCUACUGCAGGCAAUAGAGAACACUGUAACAGUGUGCAUGAACUAUGCGUCAUGUUUGGAUACGAGUACGGUCCUUUUGUUCAUUAUUUCUUACCUGAUGCUAUAUAUUGAAAUGGAUUUCUUUUUUUUCUUUUUUUUUUUUUGAAGAUGGAGCCUCUUGCAAUAAACUUUGAAAUGCAAACUGGUUUGUUCUUACGUGUUUUUUUUUUCUCCUUUCUUUUCCCUUUGCAUUAGCGGUAGAACCUGUUCGAUACGAUUCCUUGAGUCACAUAAAAUUAUUAUUAUUAUUAUUAUUAUUAUUAUUUUUUAAAAACCUCCCACCUGAUGUUUCAACACUCGGACGCACCGCUGAGUCUCUUUCACGAGACGGUGUCGCUGUGUCUUCCGCUGCCGAUUCUGCGUUCUGAUUGGUCAGGACGUGUUGAUUUUUAAAUCUCUAUAACGGCAGCUCUGACAGUAGCGCAGGUUCCUAUUAACAUCGACGCACUCGAUCUGAUACGUCGUCGUAGAGCCGACGUUCCGACGUAAACGUGAGGAAUCGUCGAUGCGGCCGAGUUUUUCCUGGGAGGAGACAGUUACUGCACGUUUGUGGAAGGAGUCUCCAGUGUCGGCGCUUUGUAACAGUCAGAGGUAAAACCUCAUCUUCAGGACAGAGGAGUUUACACUUUGUUUCUAUAUUAUUGUUUCUAAUAUCAACGGAUAAUAAAUUAAAAAUGACAAUCAUUUGGUAAUAUGCUGCUGUAUAUGAGGAAUAAAACGGCGUGAAACAGCAUGACACCGAGUGUGUUAUUCCUUACGUAAUGAUCAUCUUCACGCCAAAAACAGACAUCGGUAAUGUAUGAUCUGAAUGCACUGGAGGAACUUUUUAAAUAUUUGUUUCUGGAGUUUGUUUGACUAGUUGUUGCCACAUGAUUUUAAAGUAAACAUGCUGGACUUAUUGGACAUAUUGGACUUGAUGCUGUCUCUAAGAGCACAUCAUGCUCCUAACACACCUAUAGGAUAAUCCAUGACCGAGACGCUGAGGCGGUAAUCAUCCACGUGUGCUUACUAUCUGCUCUUUUAUUGGCAAAAUGUUAUCUCUACAGUAUGUACCUCCGACAGAAAGAGAUCUGAAUUAGGUCAGCGGGAGAAAUAAGUA